Gadus macrocephalus (Pacific cod) is the source of this 3388-nucleotide messenger RNA. Its product is annotated as usherin-like. The record is from RefSeq and is a predicted model, not a curated record. NCBI's taxonomy places the organism in Eukaryota, Metazoa, Chordata, Actinopteri, Gadiformes, Gadidae. Gene Ontology annotation, molecular function: protein binding. The transcript has 18 exons. Bases 911 to 3388 code for a protein of 825 amino acids.
CAGGAACAGCGCGCAUCCCCGCGAGGCACCAGGCGGGGGGUAAUUACGCAGCACGCGCGUUAAUGGCUUGCUGUCAGCGUCAAUCAUAACCGCACGUUGACGCACGCGUCGUGUUUGUUUUCUUUUCUCGACUUCCCGACGCGCUCAAGUUUCUCACCGCAUGACUUUGUUUCCGGAAGCUGCGUCUCCCCUCGCGCGCUGGUGGCCAGAUGGCGCCUCGCGCUAAUCUGUUUACGGCUGACAGCCUCGCGCCGCAUGUUGAGUGAGUUGAGGGCAGAUUGGACCUCUUACCGGACCUGCAGUAGUGUGUGUGUGAACGUCUGACCCGACCUGCAGCAGUGUGUGGGGUAAGGACAGACUGGAACAGUGUGUGUGUCAUGUUCACCAACCAGCACCCCGUUCCUGCACCGUCGACCGUGCAUCAGUGACCACAGGUGCGUCAGAGUGACGCCACGUUUGUCUAAACUCAGCGCAACAAGUGGAAUAUUCUUUAUUACCUCGCCUCUCUUAUGGAGUCUGAACCUCACGGGUCCCCAGCAGCGCUCCAGUCCAGGGAGUCCUGAGGGUGAAACGACCGAGGAGUAGAGAACGUGAAGAGGAGGGACACGAACCAGGAACGCAGGGAGGACGAUGGGACAACACGGAUUAUAACACAAAGGAGAGGAAUACAAGAGUAAUGUGACUGAUGAAUGAACACAUAAAUGAAUCCCACAUAAGGAAUAAAGCUCACCAGAGGAGUUCCAGGAGGGAUGGAUUCACGGCCGAGGCAAUCGUCUCUCUGACUCCGGCUCCACAAGUGGAUCCGUACGAACCCGGGACAGCAGGAGCAGCGGGAGGACAUGUUGCUUCCUCUUGUUGACGGUCUCUCUCUGAAACACGACCAGAGCAGAAGUACGAGGAUGAAGAACCAAUGAAAGGCACCAUGGGAGUUACAAAGUGGUUGGAAGUCUUGCUCUGGAUGCCUCUACUGUUUUUCCACCUGGGUCGUGUCUCUGUGAUGUCCCAGGGCCAUUUCCCGCGGAUGGAGAACAUCGCGGCCUUCAAGCCCGUCUCCACGUCCCCGGCGCGCUCCUCCUGCGGCGACCCAGGGAGGAGCAGCUACUGCCGGGCGCCCCCCAGCCCGGCCGGCCUGGGGUCCUGCGCCCGGGCCUUCUGCGACCAGGAGUGUCCCUGGAGGUCGUCCACGGCGCCGUACGCUCCCCUGCUGCUGCCCGCUCACAGGGGUCUGUGCGUCAAGGAGGACCCCCAUGACGGCCCCCCCGGCCCCGAGAGGACGCACCCUGAGGGGACAGAAGCCCCUACCAGCGGCCAGGGCAGCCUGGUCUUCAACACCACCCCGGGAGGCUGCCUGGUCUCGCCCCCCGCCCAGGACCUCGGCCCGCUGGGGUCUCUCACCCUGGCGGUCUGGAUCAAGCCCUCCGCCCCGGGAGAGAUGCUGCUGCUGGAGAAGAGCUCCAGAGGCCUCCUGCUCUUUGCGCUGACCGCCUCGGACCGGGCCGUGGUCCUCCGCUACGGCCGGUCCCGCGGGCCGCGCCUGCUGUCCGUCAGCUUCAGGACAGCGGGCCGACUCGCCCUUCACAGGUGGACCCACCUGGUGCUGCAGGUGGAGCUGGAGAGCGGUCUGCUCUACUUCACUCUCUCCUGGGGAGGUCAUGUGACGGAGCUCAGCAUGUGGGUGGGGCUGAGCUACUGCGACGGAGAGUGGAACCAGCUCUCAUUGGCUAAACGCGCCUCCGUCGUCUCCGCGGCCGUCAACGAUUGGGAGGAGCGUCUGAGCGGGGCGGGGGGAGACGCGGGGCUGAGUGUUGAUUCGUCGGUUUAUCUGGGGGGCGUGCCCACGGACCUCAUGCAUCCGGCGCUGGCCAGGAACAGUCACCGAAACGGUCUGGGAGGGUGCCUGAGGAGGUUGACGGUCCGUGCUGACGGAGCUCCGCAGCCGCCCGUCACCCCCACCGUAAACCUGUCCAGCGCGUCCCGCCGCUCGGUGAGGGUGGAGCUGGACGGCUGCUCCUCGGGGGACAGCCGCUUCCUCUGCCGGGGGAAUGAUUCAGUGCUGGUGUACAGCGGGAGGGAGACGCUGGCCAGGGACGCAGGCCUGCAGCCUUUCACCGAGUACCUGUACAGGUGUGUGGCCGUGGCUGAAGGAGGCUGGUCGGCAGGGCCUUGGCAGAGGGGACGCAGCCGAGGCACAGUACCCAAGCACAUUCAACCCCCCAGCGCGGUUCAAAUUAAGAACGGCUUCAGUGCCCUGGUGAGGUGGGCCCCGCCCACUGGUGAUGUCAGAGGGCUGAUUGACAGGUACGAGCUGCGGGCCUACCAGAGCGGCCGCCCUGAUGAGGCUCCUGUCGUCCAAACCGUGCGUCCGACGGACACCAACUACACAGGCCUGCUGUCGGGCCUGACCCCCGCCACACCUUACGUCGUCACGGUGACCGUCUGCUCGCCCGGCGGCUGCACCGAGAGCCGGCGCCACGGGGACGAAGAGAGCGGAGACGAUGACGAAGGAGCGGCGUGGCGCUUCACCACCCCUGAGGAAGCUCCCCAGGCUGUUCAACCCCCUGCUGGUGUGUCAUCCCCCUCCACCCUAAGCCUCACCUGGGACCCCCCAACUAGGCCCAACGGACUCAUAACGUCCUACCACCUGUACCACAACGAGCAGCGGAUCUACACCGGGAACCGCACACACUUCAACCUCACUGCUCUCGGCGUGUACUCCACCCACGCGCUGCUACUGAGCGCGUGCACCGCGGCCGGCUGUAGCAACAGCUCCCAGGUUACCAUGGUUACCUCCCAGCUGCCCCCCGGGCCGCUGCCGCCCCCCCGCCUCACCCUGAUGGACGCCCGGACCAUCCUGGUGGAGUGGUCUCGCCCGACGCAGGUGAACGGCGUCCUGACGUCCUACGUGGUGUACCUGUCCCGCGAGGGGGCGGGGCCUCAGCCCGUGUACAACAGCACCCUUCUCCGUGAGAGCCACACCCUGCAGCACCUGCGGCCGGGCAGCAGCUACACCGUCAGCGUGGCGAUCAUUCUGGUCCUGUGUUCCCCAGGUGUGGUCACCAGUAGAUCAUUCUGGUCAGGUGUGGUCACCAGCUACGGGGUGUGGCUGGACGGGGAGCUCCUGCUGAACUCCAGCUCCUCCCAGACCUCCUUCGUGGUGGAGGGUCUCUCCCCCUGGAGCCUGCACACGCUGGGGCUGCAGGCCUGCACCGCCCAGGGCUGUGGAAGGGGACCCCCGGUGGAGGUGCGCACGCAGGAGAAGCCCCCAUUGGGCGCUGUGUUGCUGGAGAUGACCAACCAGAGCUCCCGGUCGCUGCGAGCUCGCUGGACCCGCCCCGCCCGGCCCAACGGGAACCUCAGUUACACACUGCACCACCGCAGCAGAGUGUGA